AUGAAAUUGGAAGGAGCAGAAAGAGAUCAAACAUUUACAUUGGUUGAUGCACAUUGCCAUUGGAGUACCCAACACAAGGAAUGUAGUGCAAAUGUUACUGAUAUUCAAUGGCAACCUCAGUUACAAGGCUUGGAAUUUAAUACAAUUACCAAGAGGUGUGUCAUGUCAACAAAUCAAUGGGAUUGGUUAUCAGUGAAGAAAUUGGCAGAAUUUGAUGAUGAGCAAUUCAAGAUCGCCUUUGGUAUUCAUCCUUGGUAUUCACAUUUGUUUAGUACCGGAUCUGAGUAUUCUACAACACUCGAGAAUAAACGAAAUCAUUAUCAAAACGUGUUGCAAUAUAAAUCCAGUCAGCAGGAGGAAUUCGAUUGUCUUAUAGAGACACUACCACAUCCGCUUAACGUUUAUGAUUAUAUAGAUUCUCAUUUUAAUAAAGAGCUUGUAUCAUGUAUUGGUGAGAUAGGGCUGGAUAAAAUAUUUAGAUUACCUAGAAAUGGAUAUUAUACGUCUUCUUCAGAACCUCAACAAUUAUCCAAUAUUAGAGUCAAGAUGGAUCACCAAUUAAAAAUCCUUAACAUUCUAUUGGACUUAUCUAUUAAAUAUUCUUUACCAAUAUCUGUUCAUGAUGUGAAAACGCAUGGGGUGAUCUUUGAUGUUUUGAAAUCUCGGAUCUUAUCACAACAGCAUAUUAUGAUUUGUUUACAUUCAUUCACUGGCACUGCGGAGUUUUUAAAGGGUAAUUAUUUACGUGUGUUUGGUCAAGAAAGAAUUUUUAUAUCUUUUUCUAAAUGGAUCAACCUUGAUAAAAAUUUAAAUGUUUUUCAAGAGAUCUUAAAAGUAUUGCCUAAGAGAUGUAUUCUUACGGAAACUGAUUAUACUAUUGAUACAAAUGAUAGACAACAAUUGGCCCGAGAUUUAUUGUACGUUAAUGAGCAAUUAAAGAUUUAUUUGGAUUUGGAAUCGUUGGAAGAUAUUACCAAUUUGGUUAAAACAAAUUACAUAGCAUUUCUAUCUAUUUAA
Henningerozyma blattae CBS 6284 is the source of this 1017-nucleotide messenger RNA. RefSeq names its product putative endodeoxyribonuclease. Gene Ontology annotation, molecular function: hydrolase activity, acting on ester bonds. NCBI's taxonomy places the organism in Eukaryota, Fungi, Ascomycota, Saccharomycetes, Saccharomycetales, Saccharomycetaceae. The coding region runs from base 1 to 1017 and encodes 338 amino acids. The record is from RefSeq and is a predicted model, not a curated record. The transcript has a single exon.